This is a messenger RNA of Cuscuta europaea, 2603 nucleotides long. NCBI's taxonomy places the organism in Eukaryota, Viridiplantae, Streptophyta, Magnoliopsida, Solanales, Convolvulaceae. The record is from the annotation of a GenBank genome assembly.
AAACACACCUAAAAUAGAAAGAAAAAAAUGAUUUGAAAUUGAGAAAAAGCAAUGAUCUAGAUCUUUCUUGCACUGCAAUAUACCACAUGUCACAUUAUAUACCGCUACCACUCCAUUUCAGCGUUCCACAGAAACCAGAAACACCCACUCGCCGCCUCUACGCAUAACUCUCCGUAAAACCCUAAACCCUAACAAACAGAAAUCUCCAGAAAGAGAGCAGUAGCAAACGCCGCUUCUCUGAUUCGAUGGCGACCGCCGUAUUGCUCCGAUCUCUCCGUCGCCGUGACAUUGCUUCCUCAUCCCUAUCCACCUACAAGGCUUUUACUGCCAACACAAAUCCGUCAUGGUCAUCAUCAGUUGGUAGUGCUAGAUGGGCAUCACUUACCAGACAGUUUAGCUCAAAAUCAGCUGGGAACGAUAUUAUAGGUAUUGACUUGGGUACGACAAAUUCCUGUGUUGCUGUUAUGGAAGGAAAGACGCCCAAGGUGAUAGAAAAUUCUGAAGGAUCCAGAACUACUCCUUCUGUGGUUGCUUUUAACCAGAAAGCAGAGUUGCUUGUUGGUACACCAGCCAAGCGUCAGGCAGUUACAAACCCAACAAACACUGUAUUUGGGACCAAGCGUCUGAUUGGUAGACGCUAUGAUGAUCCCCAAACACAGAAGGAAAUGAAGAUGGUUCCUUACAAAAUUGUGAGGGCUCCUAAUGGAGAUGCUUGGGUUGAAGCAAAUGGACAACAGUACUCUCCAAGUCAAAUUGGAGCUUUUGUUCUUACAAAGAUGAAGGAAACUGCAGAGUCAUAUCUGGGAAAAACUGUUACAAAGGCUGUAGUUACUGUCCCAGCUUAUUUUAAUGAUGCUCAGAGACAGGCAACGAAAGAUGCUGGGCGGAUUGCCGGUCUUGAUGUAGAAAGGAUAAUUAAUGAGCCGACUGCGGCUGCACUAUCUUAUGGUAUGAACAACAAAGAAGGGCUUGUUGCAGUUUUUGAUCUUGGUGGUGGAACAUUUGAUGUUUCCAUUUUGGAGAUCUCCAAUGGUGUUUUUGAGGUCAAAGCAACUAACGGUGACACCUUUUUGGGAGGAGAGGAUUUUGACAAUGCCUUGUUGGAUUUCUUGGUGAAUGACUUCAAGAGGACUGAGAAUAUUGAUUUAUCAAAAGACAGACUUGCCUUACAAAGGCUUCGAGAAGCAGCUGAGAAAGCUAAAAUUGAGCUUUCAUCAACGUCUCAGACGGAACUCAAUUUGCCAUUCAUCACUGCUGAUGCUUCUGGAGCAAAGCAUCUGAAUAUCACUUUGACCAGGUCAAAGUUUGAGGCUUUGGUUAAUCAUUUAAUUGAGAGGACCAAGAAUCCUUGCAAGAAUUGUUUGAAGGAUGCAGGUAUUUCCACUAAAGAAGUGGAUGAGGUCCUUCUUGUUGGUGGCAUGACCCGUGUCCCAAAGGUGCAAGAAGUGGUUUCUGAGAUAUUUGGAAAGACCCCAAGCAAGGGAGUGAAUCCUGAUGAGGCAGUUGCUAUGGGAGCAGCAAUCCAAGGUGGCAUUCUUCGUGGAGAUGUGAAGGAGUUGCUUCUUUUGGAUGUUACCCCGUUGUCUCUUGGUAUUGAAACAUUGGGAGGAAUCUUCACAAGGUUGAUUAACAGAAACACUACCAUUCCUACAAAAAAGAGUCAGGUCUUCUCCACAGCAGCUGACAACCAAACACAGGUUGGCAUCAAAGUCCUCCAAGGAGAACGUGAAAUGGCAACUGAUAACAAACUCCUUGGAGAAUUUGAUCUUGUGGGUAUCCCCCCUGCCCCAAGAGGAAUGCCACAAAUUGAAGUCACCUUUGACAUUGAUGCAAAUGGCAUUGUCACGGUCUCAGCCAAGGACAAGGCAACCUCAAAAGAACAACAGAUAACCAUCCGGUCAUCUGGUGGGCUAUCCGAGAGCGAGAUUGAGAAGAUGGUGCAUGAGGCAGAAAUGCAUGCACAACGAGACCAAGAGAGGAAGGCUCUUAUUGACGUCAAGAACAAUGCGGACACUACGAUUUAUAGUAUUGAGAAGAGUGUCAACGAGUACAAAGACAAGGUGCCCAAGGAGGUUAUUUCAGAAAUUGAAAUGGCUGUCAAGGAUUUAAGAACAGCCAUGGCGGGAGACAAUGUGGAUGACAUUAAAGCGAAACUUGAUAUAGCAAAUAAGGCAGUUUCAAAGAUUGGAGAGCACAUGACUGGUGGUGGGGCUGGUGGGGCUGCCUCUGGGAGUGAUGGUGCCCAAGGUGGAGAGCAAGCCCCGGAGGCCGAUUAUGAGGAAGUCAAGAAGUAGAGUGCUUAAAUAAUCUCAUACUUGUAGUAGUUUCAAAGUUUUGAGACAUGAAUAUUUGGUGUUUCCUUUUUUAGAGAAUGGGUUCCAUUCCGUGCUUGUUGCAGUCAAGUCGUGAUAUUUUGUAUCUAGAACUCAUUAGAAACCAGAUGGGUUUUGAUUCUUGAAUGUUCCGAGGUUUGCUUAUGCGCAUCUCCUACAUUAUGUUAUUGGUAGAAACUGAAUUUCUGAGAAUACGAAGUUGGCGUUGGAAUAAUUUAAAUUAUGUGAUUUUUCUUCACUUGCAGCUAAUGCAAGUACUUACCUGGAACA